Molecule: messenger RNA, 1639 nt
Organism: Lolium rigidum
Lineage: Eukaryota; Viridiplantae; Streptophyta; Magnoliopsida; Poales; Poaceae
Product: anthocyanidin 3-O-glucosyltransferase 2-like
Exons: 2
Coding region: 100-1530 (476 amino acids)
Molecular function (GO): UDP-glycosyltransferase activity
Source: RefSeq, a predicted model, not a curated record
UAGAGCAGAAAACAAGUUGACCCCUGCAGAGCCAAAGAUCGCAUGCACCACCCAGACCCAGAUAACUGAGAGCCAAACUAGGAGCUCGCGCGCGUUUCCAUGGCUACGCCGACGGUCGUGCUCCUGCCGGUCUGGGCGUCGGGCCAUUUCAUGCCGACGCUCGAGGCCGGCAAGCUCCUCGUUGCGGCCCUCGGCGCCGGCUUCUCGCUCACCGUGCUCGUCAUGGGCGCACCGACGCGCGAGUCCGCUCUGGAGGUAGCCGCGCACGUCGCACGCGAGGCCAACGGCGGCGUGGUGAGUUUCCGCCACCUCCCGCCCGUGGAACCGCCGACGGACUGCGCGACCGUCGAGGAGUUCACCUCCCGCUACAUCCAUCUCCACGCGCCGCACGUAAAGGACGCCGUGGCCGCGCUGCCCGGCCCCGCAGUCGCGCUCGUCGUCGAGUUCACCUCCACGACCAUGCUCGACGUCGCGCGCGAGCUCGGCGUGCCGGCGUACGUGUACUUCGCGUCGUCUGCCGCCAUGCUCGCGCUCAUGAUGCGGCUGCCGGCGCUCCACGAGGAGGUGCCCGCGGAUUUCGCGGAGAUGGACGGGGAGCUGGUGGUGCACGACGUGCCCGGCUUGCCGCCGCUGCCGGCUUCGUGCAUGCCGGCGUCCGUGAUGGUGAAAAGCAGCCCUAGCUACGCGGACACCGCGUACCAUGGUGGCCGACUCGCGGAGGCCGCGGGCAUAAUCCUGAACACGGUGGCCGAGCUGGAACCGGCGGUGGUUGCGGCGGUCGCGGAGGGGCGGUGCAUGCCCGGGCGCCCGCCGCCUGUUGUGUACCCCAUCGGACCGGUGAUCCCGUCAGCUGCUGAUAGCAGUGACCACGAGUGCCUCCGGUGGCUCGACGCGCAGCCACGGGGCUCGGUAGUCUUCCUCUGCUUUGGCAGCAUGGGAUUCCUCGGAGCGACGCAGGUGAGGGAGGCCGCCGUUGGUCUCGAGCGAAGCGGGCACCGGUUCCUGUGGGUUCUACGGACGCCACCGCCGGACGCCGACGGCCUGGAGCUGCUCCCGGAGGGAUUCUUGGAUCGGACGAGGGGGAGAGGUCUCGUUUGGCCGGCGUGGGCGCCGCAGAGGGAGGUCCUCGCCCACCCCGCCGUGGGUGGCUUUGUGACGCACUGCGGCUGGAACUCGGUGCUGGAGGCCCUGCGGUUCGGCGUGCCGAUGGCGCCAUGGCCGCUGUACGCGGAGCAGCACCUGAAUGCGUUCGAGCUCGUGGUCGCCAUGGGCGUGGCCGUCAAGAUGGGCGUGGACAGGAAGAGGAAUAACUUGGUCGAGGCGGCGGAGCUGGAGCGGGCGCUACGGUGCCUCAUGGACGGCAGCGGCACGGAGGGGACGCAGGCGAGGGAGCGAGCUGCGGAGGCCAAGGCCGCCUGCCUCAAGGCGGUGGAGGGCGGAGGGUCGUCUUACGGUUCGUUACAGGCCGCCGCGGCAGCCGUUGGGCGUGCGUGGGACGUGAGAAGCACUGGUGGUGGUGGACGGCAAUGAAUGCCACGAUUGAUUCAUUUCUACUGGACCCAGGGGAUCGAUCGUCUACUGUCUUCUUCAACUCCAUGACACCAUGAAACUGCAAACCCACAUGUUAAAUCGACCACAU